Messenger RNA from Nicotiana tabacum (common tobacco), 1443 nucleotides. Lineage: Eukaryota; Viridiplantae; Streptophyta; Magnoliopsida; Solanales; Solanaceae. The record is from RefSeq and is a predicted model, not a curated record.
AUGCAUUUACUGCACGCUGGUGCUGUGAGGGAGCCGGGGCGCAGAAAUCAACCCAUUGUUAUCGAGGAAAAUGAAGAAGAUGAACACGAGGCAGCUCAACAGGGUGCCAUUCAUGUUAAUACUGAGAAUCUAUCUUAUGAGGAAUUGCUGGCACUUGAAGAGCAUAUGGGAGAUGCAAGCACCAGAUUGAAGAAAAAAGUUAUUUCUACACUUCUGAAGCAGCACAAGUAUCAUCAAUCGAUCAACAUGAACGAUAGCAAUGACUCCUGCUGUGUAUGCUUGGAUACUUUUGGCGUCGGGGACAAUCUUGGACAACUUGACUGUGGCCAUGAAUUCCAUUAUGAUUGCAUCAGAAAGUGGCUGAGGGGCAAGAAUUGUUGUCCUAUUUGCAAAAGGACUGUUUUGACACCAUGAGAUAGUAGCUCAUGGUUCUCGUUGAUUGGCUUGGUGGACAAGAUGGGGGAGUAGAAUUAUCCAAUUUUUAUUUAGUUUGGUGUCUUUUGUUGUUUUUCAGUAUUAGUCAAGUUGUAGCUGGGGAUAUCUCAGUUCUAGCUUGAACAAUGGUGUUUUUGACUUUUCCAAUUUGGUGUUUUUGUGGAUUUUCAGUAUUAAGUUGGUACUAGCUGAGAACUUUGAGAUGCCAGUUUUAGCUAAACUAUAACUAAUAUUAAAUGCUUAUUGGAUUUUAGUUGUUUUAAUUUCCUUGCCAGUCUUUUUGCAUUAAAGAAUGUGUGCUUGAAUUGAAUGAAUAUGUGAAUAUGAUGUUUAACUUUAAUUUAUACCUAUACAUGCAUGCAAAUGAGACUAAUAGAAAUGAUUAUACAUACAAGUAAACUAUAUAGAUUUUCUUGUUUUGUCCCUUAAACCUAUUCGACCAACUCCUACUCUCUCUUGCUCUACUACUCCAUCCCUUCCUGCAAAUCUUAUGCAAUGACCAUGCAUGUAAAUUAAACUUAAAGAAUAGAUUGUGAGGAUUCUGGUUUGGAAUCAAGUUAUAUACACUGCAAUCAUAAAUAUUUUUUACACUACCAAUAUAUUUUAUAUUUCAAUCAAAUUAUAGCAGGUUAUUAUUCUAUCUUCCAGGGUAGCAUAUAUAUAUCUGUUAAAGAACUUAGCUCAAAAUAAUAAUAUGAAAUAAGCAAAUAGACAAGAAUGUAGAGAGAAAGAGCGGAGAGAUUCUUAUUUCUUCAAGUGUUUUCCAAGUGUGUAUAAUGUGAUGCCCAAAACCUCUAUUUAUGGGAUGGCAUUGAGGUAAUACAAAGGGAUGUCAUGAACAUGAUAUUAACUAUUGAGAAUAUGGGGGAAGAUCAUGAGGAGGUUAUGGAGGUGUGGGAGUUACAACUAUAAUGGUGAGAAGUAGUGGGGAUUAUCCACAUAAUGGAGAAGAGUAGUGUCACGACCCAAGUUCGCCCUCCGUGAACUGUCGUGAUGACACCUAGUCUC